AUGCCUCCCUUUUAUUCCAUUCCGCGCUUCCAGAUUUCUUCUCUCUCUUCUUUCCUUCUCAUCAACCCAACACUCCACUCUUCUAUCAACAACUCACUUCAUACCCCAACUACCACUCUCCUAUCAACACUCAUCUUACUUCUAUCACAACCAUACCUCCCCACCUCUUACCAACCAUCCGCAAUCAUGUGUUACCACCUUGUGACCACCACCUACUGCCGCCGCUGUGGUGCGGUUGUCAAGGUGAAUGAACGGGACCUCAAGUGUGAUCAACGACGACAAAACCGAAUGCCAUGGCAUACUACUCUUACCGUCGACCACAGAACGAACUAUGCCCAUUGGACCGAAUGCCCUGAUUGCAAGUACGAGUACGAGGUGUACCGCCACGCCCGUGAAAACGGCAUUCCUUAUCCCAUCCCGAAUCCGCCGUUCAAUUGA
This is a messenger RNA of Fusarium mangiferae, 438 nucleotides long. RefSeq lists its product as uncharacterized. Bases 1 to 438 code for a protein of 145 amino acids. NCBI's taxonomy places the organism in Eukaryota, Fungi, Ascomycota, Sordariomycetes, Hypocreales, Nectriaceae. The transcript has a single exon. The record is from RefSeq and is a predicted model, not a curated record.